Messenger RNA from Pelobates cultripes (western spadefoot toad), 229 nucleotides. NCBI's taxonomy places the organism in Eukaryota, Metazoa, Chordata, Amphibia, Anura, Pelobatidae. The record is from the annotation of a GenBank genome assembly.
AGCACUAGACCUGCCAGACACGGCAGUCAUGGACUGGAACUCUCCUCCGCCAAAUCAAGACACACUGCACCUCUCACAACGACAGAAAUGGACCACUCCAGCUAAAAAGAGGCGCACAGACCAGAGGCUCAUCUCACCGAACCGUAGGAAUACAAAUAUCCCUCUCACUCACACUCCAAGACGUACGCAGUCCAACAUCCGCCUUCAAGAUCACCCGACACAGAAUUAA